Molecule: messenger RNA, 2255 nt
Organism: Heterocephalus glaber (naked mole-rat)
Lineage: Eukaryota; Metazoa; Chordata; Mammalia; Rodentia; Bathyergidae
Gene: Rad51ap1
Product: RAD51 associated protein 1
Biological process (GO): double-strand break repair via homologous recombination; interstrand cross-link repair
Molecular function (GO): single-stranded DNA binding; double-stranded DNA binding
Source: RefSeq, a predicted model, not a curated record
CUUCUCAGAGCGCAUGCGCCGCCGCAAGCUGGCUGGCAGUGAUUGGACGGCCAUCGGCAGCGGGGUGGAGCCCGCCGCGUCUGUUUUUAGGCGGGAUUGAAACCGCCGUUGCUGCAGAGAGGAGCACUUGCAGUUGCGGGUUCACGCCGAGGACGGGACAUGGUGCGGCCUGCGAGAAAUAAGAAACCAGUCAAUUACUCACAGUUUGAGGAUUCUGAUAGCGAUGAUGAUUUUAUUUCUGCAACUGUACCUUUAAGCAAGAAAUCCAGAAUAACACCAAAAGAAUUAAAACGAGACAAACCGAAACCUAACUUGAAGAAUGUCGAGAGAGAAGACAUUCUACUACAAGAGAAAACCCCCAACAAAAGAAUGGCUUUAGAUGACAAGAUCUUCCAGAGAGGCUUAGAAGCUGCUCUUGCUUUAUCAGUGAAGGACCACCCAGUGGUCAUCAAUGAUGUGCAGAAGUCUCCAGAUAAAAACAUUGAAAAACAUGGCAACAGUAAAACAGAAAUAAUGAAUAAAUCUCUGCAUAUCUCUAAUUGCAGCGUAGCUGCUGAUUAUUUAGAUUUGGACAAGAUAACCGAGGAAGGUGAUGCCCGUGGUGUCCAGGGGAAAAGAAAAGCAUCAACUAAAGCUGUGGCUCAGCAGAGGAGGUUGGGCUCAGAAGGCAGUGAUGGCGAUAGUGCUGAUGACACCGAGCCAGGCGAUUUAAGCGGUGACUAUUCUGAAAAUGACUCUGAUUUUGAUGAGAGUGAAGAUAAUGAGGAAGACUUCACUGUGCCAAAAAGUAAAGUAAAAGAAAAUAAAAAGAAAGAAGUGAAGGUAAAAUCCCCAGUAGAAAAGAAAGAGAAGAAAUCUAAAUCCAAAUGUAAUGCUUUGGUGGCUGCAGUAGACUCUUCUCCAGCUACAAUCAAAUCAGAAUCCCAGUCCUCACAAAAGGAGGUUUCUUCUUCAGAGGCCACUUGGAGACCAUUGCAGAUCCGCAGUCCUUCAGCUGAACGCAGGAGACCAAAGUGGGUCCCACCAGCAGCAUCCGGAAGUGGCAGCCAUGACAGCAGCCCACUGGGAGGCAUGGCCGUUAAGUCCCCCAGUCAGAGUCUCCGCCUUGGCUUAUCCAGAUUGGCACGAGUUAAACCUCUGCAUCCAAAUGCCACUAGUAGCCAAGUGUGGUGACAAAGAAAUGUUUGGGAGAAUUUGAUUUGUGUUUAUAGUUGAGGAGGGUAUUGUAAUAUAAGGGAAUCCUUUAACAUGUUGUAUAAAUGAUCUUUCCCAUUUUAAGGUUAUGUUCUCUGAAAAGCUCUUCAGGACUUCAGGAGGUCUCAUUUCAUUCCUUUUGAAGAGCAAACUGUAUUUUCUUAUGUAUCACAAGUCAUUGCCAUUAAGUGCUGGCAGUGUGACAUGGAGAAGUCCGUGUCUUCUCGCGGUGUGAUGUUCCUUCCUAGCUGUCUAUUUAUGGCCACUGUCAUUUCUUUCAGAGGCAUUUUUGAAAUCCUAUAAGCUAUUAAGCUACAUUGUCAGUUUUAUUGCAAGGAUGUUUUGUAUUUUGUCCAAUCUUACAGUAAGAGUUAGAACUAUUUUACAUAUUUAAAUGGUUACUGUACUAUGGAUUGUAUACCCUAUUUGGAAAUAGAUGGUUAUUGUGUAGCAAAUAGAAUUUAAUGACAUUUUACAAAUUCUUCACUGUCAAAAAUCUUAAAUAAAAGUGAGAAAGCUUUGAAAUGAUCUUUUCUUUGAUAGCAUUGCAUCCACUUGUCUCUAAUUGUCUGCAAUUCCUGAUAAAAGAAGAGUGCUACAAAGAAUGUUAGUCUUUCUGUUGUAGACACAACCAAAGGGAAGCUGUUUCUUUUCUUUUCUUUUUUUUUUUUUGGUACUGGGGAUCGAACUCGGGUCUUUAGCUUGCGAGGCAGGCGGUGGAACCACUGAGCUAAAUCCCCGGCCCAAGAAGCUGUUUCUUAAAGUAGUCCCUUUAUAUUAAGCCAGUGCUUUAAAGACUGGCUGUCAAAUAUGUAGUUGUCUUUCUUAUGGUAUUAAAUAAUAGAGCUUUUUAGGAAACUUCAGUUUGAAUCAUGAAUAAAAAUGGUAAUGAAUAUUUUCUAGUAAUAGUGAGAAUUUCAGCCUGCCUCUGAUCACUUUUUAGUAAAGAAAAUCAGUUGUUGACCUUAAAAAAAUGUAUAAUACUCGGUUCUUGCUUUAUGGAAACAUGUGUUAACAUGAAAUGAGUAAUUUUGAUUCAUGAUUAAAAGCACUUGCCUGUU